Messenger RNA from Lathyrus oleraceus (garden pea), 745 nucleotides. Its product is annotated as ribonuclease MC. The transcript is spliced from 2 exons. Gene Ontology annotation, molecular function: ribonuclease T2 activity; RNA binding. The coding region runs from base 15 to 692 and encodes 225 amino acids. The record is from RefSeq and is a predicted model, not a curated record. Gene Ontology annotation, cellular component: extracellular region. Lineage: Eukaryota; Viridiplantae; Streptophyta; Magnoliopsida; Fabales; Fabaceae. Gene Ontology annotation, biological process: RNA catabolic process.
CUAUUCUAAAGAAUAUGAGAUUCAUUUUCUUUAUUUUUGUCAUAUUUACCAUACAGUUUGAGUGCUCCAGAGCAUACUAUGAAUAUUUUAAUAUGGUACAACAAUGGCCGGUAACAUUGUGCAUGUUUAGAAUUAAAGGAUGUGCAGUGAAAGCUCUUCCAAACAAGUUUACAAUUCAUGGCUUAUGGGGGACCAAUGUAUCUGCACCGUAUCCAAAAGAUUGCACAAACGAAAUAUUGAGCCCUAUAACUUAUGGUAAAUUUUUAUCACAAAUUCAAAACGAAUGGCCAGACAUAGAGAAUGGAAAUGAUAAAGGUUUUGUGGAAACUGAAUGGCUUAAGCAUGGAACAUGCUCUCUCAACAAAUUUACUCAAAUAGAAUAUUUACAACUUGCUCUGGAUAUCAAAAACAGUAUUAGUCUAAUAGAUGUUUUAAAAAAUGCAAAUAUCGUGCCACAUAAAACAGCAACUUAUGACAUAAGUGAUAUUGUUCGAGCCAUCAAGACUAGCCAUCCUAAUGAGCCAACUCUUAUGUGUAAAAUGGAUCCAAAUCCGAGGAAUGUAAUACCUUAUUUACAAGAAAUAAGGUUGUGCUUUGAAGACAAUGGAAUCACACCCAGGAAUUGUCCUGGAAAUACACGCAUCAUGUGUAUUAAUAAAAAUAGUAACAAUAAGGUCUUUUUUCCAGCAUGAUAUAAUGAUAUUCAUGCUUUUACUGUAAUAACAUAUAAAAUAAAUUAGAAUAA